AUGUAUUAUUUUCUGGUGCAAUUCCAGGUACUCGAAUGGUCAGGAGUGUCUCUCAUCGAUCGAAACUUCGAGGAUGUGGCACAGAUAAUUGAACGCUCUAGUGAUGUUGCUGAACUUGUUGUUGAGCAUGUAGGAGAUAUGGGCAUCGAUUCGCUGGACGAGCCCGGUAUGCCGCCGCCAUCAUCUAAAACAUCUGGAAACUUAGGUCUUCAGUUAGACUCGGAAACGGAUAAAACGCCUUCGUCACCGACCCGCAGGAAACUGCCAAAGACGCCGGAAAAAAUACCAAAAGAUCGACCAGUAAGUGGUCGUGUACAGAUUCACGUGUGGUACGAAACAGACAGGAAAGAGCUGGUAGUGUCAGUUUUGGCAGCUGAUGAGCUUUGUGUUCGAGACGAUGGUACGCCACCGGAAGCUGUCGCCAAACUCGUUCUCAUUCCAGCCAGCGUCGAUCAGAGCUCUCUGCAAACAGACGUCGCUGGUCCGACGCAAAAUCCUAUUUGGAACGCAAAUCUGACGUUUACCGGGAUCGCUGGUGAGAAGCUAAUGGACAAAACGAUCGAUGUUACCCUUUGGGACUGCCAUCCUGAUGGUGAUAAUAUUUUCCUCGGGGAGUGUUCUGUUGAGUUGCAAAACGCUUUUGAGUAUCGAUUGGAAGACCCUCGGGGAAUCCGCUCAGGGAAAUCUCCUUACGCUUCACCGCGUGGCUCGCUGUCAAUGGAAGUAGCGUUAGCGCAGAGGUUACUUAGACGGGAGAUUCGAGAGCGAAGUUACAGCGAAGACACUCAAAGCGAUAGUGGAAGUCCGGAACCUUAUUUCCUCCACCCAGACCACGCUUGGCAGGCAAACUCUCGACGCGGUUCCUCACAAUCCGAACAAUUAGAAGUUGAGACUUAUGAACUUAGCAAGGAUUACAGCAGAUCGCUUCCCGGAAGCAGGAGGAGCAGCUUUCAAAGUCAAGGCGGUACUGAUAGCAAACGUGGAAGCAUAGUCGACACUGAAAUGCCAAGUGGUUAUUACAACCGCGACCGGCGACGCAGCUCCGUAGCAAGGUCAGCCCGUGAUCCAGAAGAAGUGUUGCGAUCCUUGAAAAAAGCUGCUGCCAAGGGCGAGCUCGGCAGAACAAUGAGUCUAUCCAGUGACAAAAGACGCGGAAGCCGGCGAGACGAGCGCAAAGACAGCAUUGGAGGAGUACGUGGCGAAAAACGUGACAGCAUAGGACAAACAAUGAUGGCAUUUUCCGAGCGAUUUUACGACAGAAAUAGUGAGUCUGAUGAAGACGAUAAGUGGAGUCAACUGAGAGAUGAAAACGGUGUGGAUGUAAAAUUGGGUCCCGGACAAGUAGCACCUCGAGGAUUCAAAUUUAUCGGAGGUACACACAGCGGCGAAGUUAAGCUGGCCUUGUUCCUGAGCAAAGGCACUCUCGAGGUCGAGGUGAUCUGCGCGCGAGAUAUAUGCCCAGGAGAGAAAGAAGAACCGGACGUAUCUCCGGGACGGCGAUCGCUGGAUCCACAAAAGGAAGACCCGCGUAAUACGUCACUCGCGAAACCCGCAGUAUCGUCAGACGCUGAAGUACGGCAGCUGCGACGCACUGGGACGUAA
Cotesia congregata is the source of this 1602-nucleotide messenger RNA. The record is from the annotation of a GenBank genome assembly. Lineage: Eukaryota; Metazoa; Arthropoda; Insecta; Hymenoptera; Braconidae.